Herpailurus yagouaroundi (jaguarundi) is the source of this 4096-nucleotide messenger RNA. It is a transcript of the gene GPR176, whose product is annotated as G protein-coupled receptor 176. Gene Ontology annotation, cellular component: plasma membrane. Gene Ontology annotation, molecular function: G protein-coupled receptor activity. Lineage: Eukaryota; Metazoa; Chordata; Mammalia; Carnivora; Felidae. The coding region runs from base 373 to 1920 and encodes 515 amino acids. The record is from RefSeq and is a predicted model, not a curated record. The transcript is spliced from 3 exons. Gene Ontology annotation, biological process: G protein-coupled receptor signaling pathway.
GAGCGCCUUCCUUGACUCUCAAAUGCCUCCCGUGUUUCCAUCUCUGCUGAGUGAGCUUGGCGGCGCUGACUACCCGGGAGGAGGGACGGACGCAGCUCAGUGGUCUCAGACCACGCCGCCUCCAUGUGGUUGCUGACUGGGACCCAGGAGGGAACCGGCUUGGGGCGCGGCCUAGAUCUCCCCCCUCCCCGCCUCCCAGGCGGCGGGGCUGGCGAUGUGGAGACGUGAGGGGACCCGCGGCUGCCCCGGGUUCUCCAGGACUCCACCAGGCGCCCGCGCUUUGCUCCGCACCCGGGGCGAGAGAGACCCGGGCGGGGCUCCGUGGUGGGCGGACGGGCGGGCGACGAUCAGAGCCGGAACCCCAGCCUCGCUAUGGGGCACAACGGCAGCUGGAUCUCCAGGAACGCCAGCGAGCCGCGCAACGCGUCCGGCGCCGAGGCUGGGGGCGCCAACCGCAGCGCGCUCGGGGAGUUGGGCGAGGUGCAGCUGUACCGCCAGUUCACCACCACCGUGCAGGUCGUCAUCUUCAUAGGCUCUCUGCUCGGAAACUUCAUGGUGUUAUGGUCAACUUGCCGCACAACCGUGUUCAAAUCUGUCACCAACAGGUUCAUUAAAAACCUGGCCUGCUCUGGGAUUUGUGCCAGCCUGGUGUGUGUGCCUUUUGACAUCAUCCUUAGCACUAGUCCUCACUGUUGCUGGUGGAUCUACACCAUGCUCUUCUGCAAGGUCGUCAAAUUUUUGCACAAAGUCUUCUGCUCCGUGACUAUCCUCAGCUUCCCUGCCAUUGCCUUGGACAGGUACUACUCAGUUCUUUAUCCGCUGGAGAGAAAGAUAUCUGACGCCAAGUCCCGUGAACUGGUGAUGUACAUCUGGGCCCAUGCCGUGGUGGCCAGCAUUCCUGUGUUCGCAGUGACCAAUGUGGCCGACAUCUAUGCCAUGUCCACCUGCACUGAAGUCUGGAGCAACUCGUUGGGCCACCUGGUCUACGUGCUGAUCUAUAACAUCACUACCGUCAUCGUGCCCGUGGCUGUGGUCUUCCUCUUCUUGAUACUGAUCCGACGGGCCCUGAGCGCUAGCCAGAAGAAGAAGGUCAUCAUAGCAGCUCUCCGGACCCCACAGAACACCAUCUCUAUCCCCUAUGCCUCCCAGCGGGAGGCAGAGCUGCACGCCACCCUGCUCUCCAUGGUGAUGGUCUUCAUCUUAUGCAGUGUGCCCUACGCCACCCUGGUUGUCUACCAGACUGUGCUCAACGUCCCCGACACGUCUGUCUUCUUGCUGCUCACUGCCAUUUGGCUGCCCAAAGUCUCUCUGCUGGCGAACCCUGUGCUCUUUCUUACUGUGAACAAAUCCGUCCGCAAGUGCUUGGUAGGCACGUUGAUACAGCUGCAUCACCGGUACAGUCGCCGUAAUGUGGUGGGCGCAGCUGGUGGGGUGGCUGACGCCAGCCUGGAGCCCAGCCUGCGUUCGGGCAGCCAGCUCCUGGAGAUGUUCCACAUUGGGCAGCAGCAGAUCUUUAAGCCCACGGAGGAUGAGGAAGAGAGUGAAGCCAAGUACACUGGCUCAGCCGACCUCCAGGCCAAGGAGAUACUUAGCACCUGCCUGGAGGGAGAGGGGGAGCCCCAGUCUGCGCCUCCUAGGCCGCUCCUGGGCGCGGCGGACUCUCUAUCCCAGGUGGCGCCAGCGGCCCCCGCAGAACCUGAAACAUUGCCCGACAAGUAUUCUCUGCAGUUUGGCUUUGGGCCUUUCGAGUUGCCUCCCCAGUGGCUCUCGGAGACCCGAAACAGCAAGAAGCGGCUGCUUCCCCCCUUGGGUAACACCCCAGAGGAGCUUAUUCAGACAAAGAUGCCCAAGGUAGGCAGGGUGGAGCGGAAGAUGAGCAGAAACAAUAAAGUGAGCAUUUUCCCGAAGGUGGAUUCCUAGUAAGGGUUGUAAAUCCCUGGAAGCAGCAGGGAGCUCCCGCACCCCUGCCCUCCCUUCACUCUGGCCGGCCCUGCGAUUUGUGUGAUCUCAUUGCAGCCAACUACGGGUUGACUCCUCCUGUGUGGGCCAAAUGCUUUUGGAAUGAGAGGGAAACCUAUACAAAAUCAAUUGUCCUCUUUAUUGAGGGAGUAUAUAUAUUUAUCUCAGUGAUGUGUGUCCUUGGUAUAAAGUUGGCGUUCCUCUCUGUGGAGACAAAAGCUGGAUGGUGUGGAAAGGGCCUUGCUUGGAGUGGGCCCUCCAUGUGCAUUUUCUGAGGACCCAGCAGAAAUAUAGGGAGAGAAGAACAUCCGUGAGCUCAAAGGGAGUAGGGGCCUUCUGUGGGAAGCCCAAGAUAAUUAUGGAGGGGUGUGGCCACAAAGAAAAUGCCCAUUUGAUUCACUCAACUAUGACAAGUAUUAAAAAUGUUUAAUAUUGAUCUGUAUCUUCAGGGGAGAUAGGGACUUGGCAUUUGACACCUGAUACCUUUUCUCUAGAAGGCCUGAUCUUUAUGACUCAGUUUCUCCUGAAGCCCUUCGUCUCUUUCACUGGGCUGUAGACAAGGAAUGGCUGUCCCACCCCCAUCUGACAGACAUGGCAACCGCUGUGCCAGGGGGUGAGCAAGGAGAUACUCUCUUGAUUAUCUUGACAUUCUUCUAACAUCACUGAAGCCUCAGAAAAUUAUGUCUGCAGUGUUGGUUGGAAAACAUUACAAGCACUUUGCCAGGUCUUGCCCCAUUAAAUUGCAUUUUUCAACCAAGGGGAGAGAAGCUAAGAGGUAGAGAAGAAAGACAGAAAUGUCCGUACCCUGUAGUCUUCUCUCUUCCGAUGUUGAUCUCGGGUGAAAGGGGCUAUGUCGCAAUCAGUAGAAGUGAAGUGCAUUGAAAAAGAUGAUCUUGUGCAAACUUUCGAGAUUCAGAGGUAAUUUAAAAAUGCAGAGUUAGUAUAAACUGGAUCCUCUGGAAACAUCAAGCUAAAAAUACUUGAUUAGGAAAAGGGGAUUCUGCCCCAAAGAGGGAGAGAAGUCUGACAAAGAUGGCUUCCUUCUGAUGAGGACUCCAGAACCCAGGUGUGGCCAGUCUCGUCUUCAGUCUCUUUGCACAACUAUGGUUCUCCCUGCGUUGUGGACACAAAAGAGGAACGGGACAGGGAGAAAGAUUUAAUCAUUUUAAAUGCCAAGGCAGCACCUAGCCCAGGUGAGCUCUUCACUUCCUCUUUUCCGGCAAAGUUUUAGCAGGAGUCCAAGGGCAUAGAGGAGGAGGAGGACAGUGUCCUCAACAGGUCAGCUUCCUGGGGGCUCUUAUAAGCAAUUCAAGUCCGUUUUGGGGUAGAUUCACCACGCUGAAUUCCAACCACAGGUGACACUCUACUUUUAAUGAGGGCAAAUCAAGUGCCAGCUCCACUGUUCUCUCUAGGACAUUUUGUUCUUGUUAAUAGUAUGUGGGGAGGACCAUCCAGUGCCUUGAGCAAGCUUGAGUGAAAGUAGGCAUUCUCACUGGCAACCUUCCUUCCGAUUCCAAGGGCAGUGGUCCUCACGGAACCCCUCCUUUAACCACACGGGCCCCCUGGCCCUCGGCGGAAGCUCAGACUAUGUGUGGGGAGUUUCUUGUGAUGUCUGGUGUGGUGUGGUGUCUUGUGAUUCCAGAGUAUGAACCCAAAGUCCCUUCCUCGGAAGAGGGAAAUCCUCCCUCUUUGUGUUUUGUCUCCUUGCAGUGUCGUGCGCUCUUAGCACAAACAGGGGACUGCUACAUCCUCUCCGUGUGCCCCCUGCCCCCAGCCCUUUGCAUGCCAUCUAUAGCUUCGUGCCCUGGUAGUUAAUGGUGGCCCUUCAAGCUUAUCAUUCAAAAUCUUCCCAAUCGUUACAAUUUCCACCAAGGAGAAACGUAAUCUGUCAGAAAAUUGUGUCUACUUUGGAAGAAUUGUCAAACGUAGCCACUUUGGUGUUGUUCUGAUAAUAUAUAUGUACAACUAAUGCAUUCGGGUGAGGCACAAUUGGGUAGUUCUUUCUUAUGUAUGUUUGAAGCAGAUGGUUGACUUCUAGCAGGUCAUUGCCAGGUAUAUUUCUAUAGUCUUUGAAGAAUUACAUUUUAAUAAAAAACUGAAAAGUCGUUUCUGAACUCAAAAAAAGUUUAAUGAGCUA